Molecule: messenger RNA, 682 nt
Organism: Galdieria sulphuraria
Lineage: Eukaryota; Rhodophyta; Bangiophyceae; Galdieriales; Galdieriaceae
Product: [pt] molybdopterin biosynthesis protein MoeB
Exons: 3
Coding region: 20-595 (191 amino acids)
Cellular component (GO): cytosol; cytoplasm
Molecular function (GO): nucleotidyltransferase activity; ubiquitin-like modifier activating enzyme activity
Source: RefSeq, a predicted model, not a curated record
CCAAGAUUAAAUUAUUUAGAUGCUUAAUCCAGAUUUAAAUUCAUUAGAAUUAACAACUACAGAAUAUGAAAGAUAUAAUAAGCACUUAAUUUUACCUCAAAUACAAAUAGAAGGACAAAAAAGAUUAAAAAUGGCUAAAGUCCUAUGUAUAGGUGCUGGAGGUUUGGCUUCAAGUAUUUUAACUUAUUUAGUUUCUUCUGGAAUAGGUCUCAUAGGUAUCAUUGAUUAUGAUGUAAUUGAAUUAUCAAAUCUACCACGCCAAACAGUUUAUACUCCAAAGGAUAUUGGGUUUCCUAAAGUUAAUUGUGCAAAACAAAACUUAUCGAUUAUUAAUUCAGAUUGUAAAAUACAUAUUUAUAAUGAUAAAUUAAACAUAGAUUGUACUGAUAAUUUUGCGAUUCGUUUAUUAAUUAAUGAUAUAUGUUAUCUCUUAGGUAAAACUCUAGUUUUUGGUGCUGUAAUAGGCUUUCAAGCACAAGUUGCUAUCUUUAAUUAUCAAAGUUCAAGCAACUAUAGAGAUUUAUAUUCUAUAGAGAGACUAAACUUCACAUCUCAAUUAGGCUCAUGUAAUUCAGGGGGAGAGUUCUUUAAUUGAACAUAUUAUAAAUAUAAAUUUAUUAGAUAAUAAAUUUCAACAAAGUCGAUUAAGAACAGGAAAUUAUAUAAAAUAUAAUUUAAAAUC